Patiria miniata (bat star) is the source of this 797-nucleotide messenger RNA. RefSeq names its product peroxisomal membrane protein 2-like. Bases 43 to 489 code for a protein of 148 amino acids. Gene Ontology annotation, cellular component: cytoplasm; membrane. Lineage: Eukaryota; Metazoa; Echinodermata; Asteroidea; Valvatida; Asterinidae. The record is from RefSeq and is a predicted model, not a curated record. The transcript has 4 exons.
UUAAAUUUAAGUACAUGUAGGCCUAAGUUCUAGUUUAAACACAUGGUUAAUUUGCUUGAUUUUUUUGCCAGUGGAGCCAUUCAUUCGUCAGUCAAAGCUGGCAACAUCGUUGUACAAAAACUCUCAGAAGGCUCGAAGGUGCCGAUAGCCUGGAAAGGCUGGAGAUACAUAGGACUAGGACUAGGAGCAUUUGCUGCCAUUGGAAUUUCCUACGUAUGUGUGGGUCCCAUCACACAUUACCUCUAUCGAUGGCUUCAUUGGGUUGAGGCACAUCUUCCAGGCAAAGACAAAGUUUCUCAGAUCUUGAAGGUGAUCGUGGACAGACUAUUCAGUGGACUGCCCUUCCUGCUGGGAUAUCUCUACUGCAUCAGGAGGUUUGAGGGCAAAAGUCACCAGACUGCAGUGGAUGAUCUCGAGCAGGCCAUCUGGCAAGCUCUCAAGAAGAUCUGGAUGGUCUGGACCAUGGUCCAGUAUGGCAAAAUCAAUUAAGUCCCACUCCAGUAUCGAGUACUCUUUGCUAGUUCUGUUGCCUUCAUCUGGUUUCUCUACAUAGCUGUCGUAAGUAUACACCUGGACAAAGAAGGCUGUCAACUGAGUUGAAGAAGGCCAUCAACUGAGUUGGGCAGGCCUGAAGAUUUCGUUUGUAGGUGCCAAUUGAUGAUUCAUUCACAACUUGUGUCAGAUACCUUGUUAAUGUAAAUUCAUGCAAGGCUGAUUCUGAAAAAAUGUUGAAGUGCUGAUAAGGCCAAAAAAAAAAAGUCUCCGGUUUCUGGUAUGGAGCUUGCCCCAAAAGUGGU